Messenger RNA from Paramuricea clavata, 8714 nucleotides. The record is from the annotation of a GenBank genome assembly. Lineage: Eukaryota; Metazoa; Cnidaria; Anthozoa; Malacalcyonacea; Plexauridae.
CUCUGAUCACUAUAGUAACCACUUCAAAAAUUCCUUACUGAUGUAUUGACUGCAUUCAUGGCGAAAGGCAUUCAACUGUAAAGUGUUGGUGCAAGGCUAUGGCAAAAUUCGACAUUAAAUCAGUCGCUCUUCAGUGGUAUUUCUUCACGACGGCUAGUGUCUCGGUUUAUGAAGAAUUUUCUCAUGUAUUCAUGAAACAGUUUGGAUUAAAUUCACAGCAAAUCGGGAUUACAAAUCUUUGUGGCGUUCAGCAUAUAUUUAUACCACUAUUGUUGUAUGUGGGGGACAGAUAUCGCGUGAGGAAUCUAGUUAUUUGGAUCGUGUCGCUACUUUUGGCUAUAAGUUCUCUACUUCUACUUUUGCCUAUUGUUGUGUCGCUACCUACGUGCUUUGGAACGACGUCUGGAUCAGAUAAUUCAUGUAAGACUAUAUAAGUGUGCGACAAUGUCUGUUGAUUCAAACGAUUCGGUGCAUUCCCCGGAAUCAUGUGUAUUAGCGUACUUUAAUUGGUGUGUCAAAAUGCGCUGACUUUUUUCUAGGUGGUUUGUUGGGGUCAGUCCCUUUUUAUGUUCAUCCAUUCCAAUAUGAACCUAAGUUAUGUCGAGCCAUUGCAAGUGAAUUUAACAAAGUGGCGUAAACACUUGAAAUUGACAAAAUGGAGUUUGGUAUAUUUCAACUGUCAAUUCGACAUCGAACUUUGAAAGGUUCAAAACCUAUCUGUCUCAUGUUUGCUCACUCCAUAAUUUUGUCUACGCAAAGGUUUUCAUCAUAACUUCAUAACAAAUUAAUUAUAACUUAGGUUUUGGAAAUCAUUGCUUUUUUAUCAGGAAGCAGUGCGCGCUAACACUCGCUUACAACAUUUCGACGGCCAUUAAUUUUUGAACACCAAAUUAAACUGCAGAGUACAAAAUAAAAUAACACCCGAAAUAAAGUUUUUCGUUAUUUAAAUCUUAUCUUUAAGUUUCUUAUAAUAUCUAAAAGUAACAAAAACAUAUAAAUUGUACACAAGUAAUAUUUUGUAAAGCAAUAGUUUGAGCUUACCUUCUGAUGAGUCAUAUACUCGUCGCCACGGGCCGAGUAAAUACUUGCAAAAGGUCUAUGCGACCGUCCUGAGUGACUAAAUAUCGGUCUGCUACAAGAAGACUAAUAACUGUUGUUGCGCGGUCGGGCUUGAACAACCCAAUCGGUUUCAAAUGAGAGAUCAUCCUUGUGUUACCCUGUUAAUUAAUUUGAAUAUUUGUACUUGCUCUGAUCGUUAUAGUAUAACCACUUCAAAAAUUCCUUAUGUGCAUUCAUGGCGAAAGGCAUUCAACUGUAAAGUGUUGGUGCAAGGCUAUGGCAAAAUUCGACAUUAAAUCAGUCGCUCUUAAGUGGUAUUUCUUCACGACGGCUAGUGUCUCGGUUUCUGAAGAAUUUUCUCAUGUAUUCAUGAAACAAUUUGGAUUAGAUUCACAGCAAAUCGGGAUUACAAAUCUUUGUGGCAUUCAGGAUAUAUUUAUACCGCUAUUGUUAUAUGUGGACGACAGAUGUCGCGUGAGGAAUCUAGUUAUUUGGAUCGUGUCGCUACUUUGGCUAUAAGUUCUCUACUUCUACUUCUGCCUAUUGUUGUGUCGCUACCUACGUGCUUUGGAACGACAGUCAUCUAGAUCAAAUAAUUCAUGUAAGACUAUAUAUUAAAGUGUGCGAUAUGCAUGAUGUCUGUUGAUUGAAACGAUUCGGUGCAUUCCCCCGGAAUGUGUAUUAGCGUACUACUCGACUAAUUGAGCAUGUACAUUGCCAGCUUGUUUAAUUACGUGUGAUAUUUUUCAGCGCCAGUCACAAUGGAUACCGUCGCGCAGAAAGAAUGCCGCCCCCCGGACAUUAUUUGCUUGAGGAUUCUUGUUUCUUCCCAUGAUUUAUAUAGAAUAGGCGUUAUCCUCGAGACUCGCGCGGGGAGUUGUCAUCUCAAAUUCAUGUAUAAUUAAUGAGCGGUAAACAAACAAGCUGCUCCAUUUAGUGUUCGGAGUACUCCGGAUUUUUAGAACACAAAUGGAAUGGAACAGAGGAGAGUCGCAUGGCUGUUCUGAACUGUUCUGACUACCCCAAUUUACGAAUAGGGGCAGCCAGAACAGACACGUGACACUGCCUAUUUUCACGUGAUUGGAAAUGGAGGCGACAUAUUUUGUGUAUCCAAUGCACACUGUAUAGAGCGUUAUUUUGAAGGGUUAACCGCUAUAUUUCGACAUAUACUUAUUAUAUGUUAUUUGAACGUCAGGGUUGAGCAAAAUCAACGAGUAAAAACGUUGCAAAAGCAUACGUACAUGUACAAAUAACAGCGAAUCAUUUUACGCUUUAUUACGCGAAUAACUAAUUAAUGUGGUAAUGCAUGGUUGCACGCAUAUAUAAUAAAGUCAACACUGUACUGUUCCAGAACACCGUGUGCACUCCAUAUUCGAUCUUUCCAAAACAGUGUUCCAAAUGUUCUAGAACAGUAAAUGGGGUAGCCUGAAAGGGAAUCACAACUGUGACGGCAGCUGAAUAUGUGAUCUCAUUUAGCAUAGAAUUUCCUAUACAUGCAGGGUGUCCCGAAAAAAGGAUACUUUUUGAAAUUUUCCUAUUGUAAUAGUUUGAGUGCCUGAGCGUUAUGCCAAACCCAUGGAAGCGUAAAAUACAGGGUUUUUAUGUUUAUGUUUUAUUAAAAUUAUUUAAACACGGUAGCCAUUCAGCAUUCGCUGGUUUUCAAUGGACCGUGGACACAAUAAAAAUUUACAAUAAUAAUUAUGAAGCCUAACUACUCAUCGGCUUCACACUGUCAUUAAUACAACAAGGUAUACUAAUUAUCUUUGCUAGUACAAUAAUACUUAAUUAAUUAUUAUUAUUACAGCCUAUAAAGUUGUUACCAUAGUGAUUGAUGAGCAAUAUCUUUAAUACGUUCGCUGUUUUAUUACCGAUGUUUUGCGUUAAAGUUAAGGGAAGGUUGUUCCACAAUUUUGCCGCUCUAUAGGAAAAGCUUUUUUUGAGAAAAUUUGUGCUAGGUGUAUUGAAAAACGAGACCUUGCUGAAUAUGAAAUAACUCUAUUCUUGUUAAGUACACGAUUUUCUACUCCUGAAAUUUAAAAGAGCUUCUAUAUUAUUGUAAAAGGAGAGUGACUCCACAAAAAUGGUCAAAUUGCUAAUCGGUCACACCAUUUGCUCGAGCAAAAAUGGUUCAACUGACCACAGAGCAAAGAGUUUUUAUUGUGUUAAAUUAUACGCUCAAAAUACAUAUUAAGUCAACGUACGUGCUCAAAAUUCGAUUGAAUUGUGGGUUCAGCAUACAGGGUGAGUAAAAAAACUGAUAUACCUUUGAUAUUCAGAUUAGCAGCAUAGGUGUCAGGUUUUUUUUACUCACCCUGUAGUAAUUAGGCUUUCAAAGCCCAACAAAGGCUUGAUUUGAAAAUGUAUACUUUUUUCAGGACACCAUGUGCAGGGUGUAUAAAAAAAACGCAACCUCGGAAUUUCCUAAGAAAUCCACUUUGCAAUUGGCUUGUAAGAAUAAAAGAGUAUAGGCCCCUGGGAAUUGAAAUCGAAUUGCUAAUAGAUCAUAUUAGCCUACAUCUGACAAGGCCCUUGAUAAUUUAACUGUUGUUGUACAGGGUGUAUCAAAAAAAGCGCAACCUCGGAAUUUCUCAAGACAUCGACAUUGUUUUAAAGACAAAAGAUUUUAGGCGCCUGGGAAUUUAAAAUAGCAUAACUGUCAAAAUUACUGCACACGCGAGUGCAUAAAGAAAAAUUUAUGCAUUUAUUUAAUGCACAACAACAGUAAUAUGAUCUAUUAGCAAUUCGAUUUCAAUUCCCAGGGGCCUAAAAUCUUUUAUGCUUAAGAAUUGCAAAGUGAUUUCUUAGGAAAUUCCGAGGUUGCGUUUUUUUUGAUACACCCUGUACUAUACUUGUAAAAUUAAAACUUAUGAAGUGUCAUCAAAUAAAUGCAUAAAUUUUGCUUUAUGCAAUCAAGUGUGCAGUAAUUUUGACAGUUAAAUUCUCAGGCACCUAAAAUCAUUUGUCCUUAAAACAAUGUCGAUUUCUUGGGAAACCCGUAUCAAAUCCAACUCUGCUUCGCUAAUUGCGCGGACUGGAUAUCCGGUAAAUUAAGUCCUCUUAGUUGGAUUUGAUAUAUUACUGUAAAAAUCUUGAAAUCUGCCGCGGAAAGAUUUUCUUCAGUUUUUAUCCACAGAGAAACGGCAGUUUUUUUCUCAAUUCAAAUUGUACAGGAUGUCCCCAAAAAAGUGACACUAAAGAAUUUGUCCUAUUGUUAUAAUUUGGAUGCCUGAGCACAAUGCUGAACACAUGCAAGAGUGCGUAAACACAAUUGAAUUGAAUUUUUAAUUAUAUGGCGCACGAAAUCCUGCGUCUUAACAACAAUAACAUAUUAACAUUAUUUCUAUAGUGUCACUUUUUUGGGAUGCCCUGUACAUAUGUCAUAUUAUGUUGCUUUUUUUUUCUGAAAUCAAACAGUACAUAUGUUGCUAAUCAAUUUUUAACUGAUCUUUUAGUGUGUUUUCACGAAUUUUACGUUCGGCAUUGCCUUUUGUUAUGCUCAAAAUUUUAGACAACAGUGUCGCGGAUUAAAAUUAUAUUUUAACAUUUUAUUAUUGAACUGUCACCGACACUUAUGUAAGUCUCCAACAAACUUAUUUAUUAUAUAUCAAUAGUCAUGCAAAGUCGCAUUUUUCUAGUGUUUUAUUGGUUGAGAGCAUAUCACGUGAGAGUGACGAAAUUAGGCUGUCUCCCUCGCAACAGCGCGAGAUGCACGUGAAGAUGCGACCUUUGGACAGGGCGCUAUAAAAUGUUUUAUAAUAUGUUUUAUAGCGCCCUGCUUUGGACAUGCCUAGUACGUAAUUAAAACUUUCGCUUUAUUAAGUAACUGCAGUGUAGCCAGUGUUUAAUAUGACGUUUUAACAAUAAAAUACUUCAUGUAUUUACGUUCAUUUGUUCUUUAAUUUGUUGUUUCUUUGACUAUUGAUAUAUAACAAGACGCCUGCUCAGGCGUUCACACUGACCUGAAAAUGACGACAUACGUGUUAUGAUGCAGUAUACAAGAAUCAAGUCGUAAACAGCAAGCAAAUUGCAUGGAUUUUUUAAAAAAAUAAAAGACCUUUUCGGGAGACCUAUGGUGCAAAUCUAUAACUAGGAGUAUUAUCGCAAGGAAAGUGCUGCCUUUUUGCCACAUGACUUGAAUGCAAAAGUUUGUAUUUCUAAACAAUUCUCUAAAGGGAAGUUUACUUUUGACCCAAUGGCAUCAUUUCCACGUUUCAUCAUUGGUAGAAUGGCAGGCCUGCACAUGAAGGUUAUAUCCCCUAUGUUUCGUGCAUAAAUUUGUUUCUCGUUCAUCAUUUAAGCAUUUUGCCAAGUGGAUAUUAAGGUCUACUAAUCUAUUAGCUGGCAACACACACUACUUUCAGUAAUAACUCUGACGAACGCCAGACAAAUUUACACCGUGUACCGCCAGACGAUUUUACUUGUCAGUGGUAGAGUACUGUCAGUAAAUAGUUUAACAAACACAUCUGUCAAUGUCUUUUAAACCAUUAGCUGGCAAUGCACCAUACUUUAGUAUUUACUCUCUAUCUACUUGUAAUAUUUACGACAUGAGCCGAAGGCGAGAGUUUGUAUAUCUGACACAACACGGGUACGGACGCGAAUGUUGUAAACAACUUAAAAAACGGCUCAUCUUAUGAGUUCAUUGGCGAAGUAAUUUUAAAAAUAAACGUUGUCUAACGUACUAGCCGAGAAAAUCAAAGUUAAAGUUUAUGUAAAUCAACAUGAAUCUGUAUCACAUAUACAGAUACGACACGCUUAUGAUUUUUCUUUGUGUUUUCUUCAUGAAUUAUUAAUUAGUUUUUUAAUAGUAUUUACUGUAUAGACAAUUGCACUGCCAGCAAAGUACUGCCUGUAUUAAAAUGGGCUAAUUUCGCGUCACGCCCCAAUUCAAAAUUUUACAUUUUUACGAUUUUUGUUGUUUCUAAUUAUAAAUAUCUCAGCGAGCAUCCCCCCUUCCCUUUGUAAUCCUGCGGGGGCGUCAAAUGCCGUCAAAACAUGACACAAACCAAAACAAUUUUUUAAAAUAUCGGGUUUUCGCACGCACACGCCACGUUGAUGCUUGACCACAUUUUAUAGCCCGAUCGAUAGUGUGAAACAGUGUAGAAAUAGUGUUUUGGAUUCUGGUUCCAAUAAUACUAUUACGAAAAAGAUGUGUCCAAAUGGCCGAAGUUUAUAUGUUCGGCGAAAUGUAUGGCUAGUUGGCAUUUACAUUGUUCCUUAUAUUAAUAAUAAUAAUUUAUUCAUAGCUUUCUUGUAUUGAAAUUCGCGUCGAACUAAUGUUAUUGUAUUAUAAAGCAAAUGAGAACCAUACAAUAAAUGUUUUAGUCCUUGUUGGUAUUUUGAACGCACCGCUUUAUCUUUACUGUAGCUAGCGCACAAAGCUCUUCUCGCGGAUUAUAUUUUGCGCAGUACUAAAAUUUGCGCACCCAGCGCUACACGAAUUAUAGUACUGCGCGAAUUUUAAUACAUGUACGUAAGAUAUAAUGUCGACAUUUGGCUAAAACUGUCGUAAGGAAUUAGGAGAUUUGUUCAAUUAAAACUACGCUGUGUAGUCAAAUUGUCAACCUUAACUUGUCCUUGUUCAUAUUUCAAUAUAUUGUAUAAAUUUGCUGGGUUCAAAUUUUGGUGUUUUCGAGUCGUUUAAUACAAAAAGAAAAACAUUAAUUCAACACGUAAGAAAGUCCAGAGUGCGACACAAAAAUGAACACAAGUACACAACGGAUGUUUAUGAGUCUACAACGUAUAUUUAUAGUUGUUUAUUAAAGUCAAACUGUGUUUAUUAAAGUCAAACUGUCAAAUCUUUAACUUGUCCUUGUUAAUUGUAUUCCACUAUAUUCUAUGUUAGGAUAGGGAGAUAGGGACUCAGGAGGUCUGAAACUGGUAAUUGCGCGUGCGUACAAGUGUAUGCGCUAAUAAAGAAAGAUGUAUCACAAGCAUGGCAUGACCCGGCUACUACGUACAUAGAUACGAGCUUGUUACGAUGAAAAGUAAAUCGAGCAGUCGAGGAAUCGAUGGCAUUUGAACCGAUGGCAUUUUGCUUAAUUGUUGCACCUUGAGCCUGCGAUGCGCUAAGGCAAACUCCAUUUCUCGACGAAAAAAACCCCAGAAAAAGGGGGAUUUAAGACACUUGACCUUUCAGGUCAGUGUAAUAAAACACUUAUUUACUGAGACCUCGGGAAAGCAGUGUGUUUUCUGGACCCUCUACCGUCGAUGUUUCCCUCGGCACUCGGGAAACAUCGACGGUCUCGGGUCCAUAAAACACACUGUUUCCCUCGGUCUCAGUAAAUAAGUGAUAAGUAUCAACCUUCUAUACAUUUUAUAUACUGGUAUUUUCUUCUCGCCCUUACUGGAUUUCCACCAGUUUGUCCUACGCUCCGCUUCACUAUAACAUGCACAAAUUAAAGAUUAUUUACCGCUCCUCAUGGAAUUAAAUUAAUUCCACUUUGGAAUUUAAGGUUCCCCAAGAAGGAUCUUUAAUUAACCAGACUAUAAGAAAAUACAAAAACAUGAAUAUAACUAUAAAUUUUGGAAAUGAAUUGUGUACAGACAGUACAGUAACUUUGUUUCUGGGGGUUUGGGUUUGACUUUUUAGUUAUUAUUAAUGCAAAAAUUAAUUUGAAACAUUUUAUAGUAAACUCCACCGAAUUCGUUGGAGUACAACGCCAAAAUGUUCCAUGGAUGAGCAGCUUGUUCCUUGUGAUGAUUGUAUCAAGGUCAUCAAUGACGUUUCUGGAGGGCGUGGCCUACUCACUGGCUAGUCUCGCGACGAUAACCUACCUCGAUAAUGAGAGAGUGAGAUAUGGGUCUUAUUACAUGUGGAGACAUGUUGGAACAUCCGUUUUAAUUGUCACUUCUGCUAUAAUUGCUUGGAGAGUAAGAAUAAAAAUAUGCGGCCUCGAUGGAUACGGCUACUUUGCAAGUUUUCUCAUAGCAUCAUUUUUCUUCUUCUUGUCGUUGCUGUCCCUCCCAUUUUUCAAAUUCAAAUACGAAACUGAUCGCACCAUUAAUUGGAUGGAAAUUAAAAGUGUUGUGCUUAAAGGUCACUAUAUUUACAUGUAUAUAUUGACAUUUCAUCUUGGAGCAUGUGUUGCGUUUCAGGUUUUCUGGGAAUUUUGGUAUUUGGACGGACUUCAGGCCAGUCCUUUAGUUAUGGGCGCGGCCGCAUUGAUUCGAAGACCACUUUUGGCGGUAUUUUUAUUCACCUCGUGUUACGUGAUAGAGAGAAUUGGUGAAUUAAACACUGUAUGUAUAUCGUUUCUACUAUUUACAGUGGCGUUCUUUGCUUUAUCCUUCACGCGAGUAUAUUGGUAUGUUCUCGCCGUUGAUACGCUUCAUAGUGCAGGUUAUGGACUGGCCAAAAGUGCAUUGACGGUGCAUUUCUCUAAAGCAGGAUCAAAAGCAAGUUCAGGUGUAAUACUUGGUAAGUUUUUCAGGAGUUUUUUUUAUUUAAGGUGGCUCGAUAUAUUAAUUCACGCAAAAUCCCUUGUACAAGCUAUCGCGAAAACAAAACGUUGGCUGUGCUAUAUGAACAAAUCCCCGUGACCAUUCGUGCCCGCGGGAAUAUGGGCGUCAAUCCUGAGCAUGAGACAAUAAUUCGUUUUGCUUGUUUUUGUUUUUUAUUAUUACACCUGUAAAAAGUAUUCAGAAGUUAUUUAGAA